AUGAGUAUCUCGUUUGAUGUCUUUCGAGGUUCCCAAGACGGGAAAAUAGUGGCUGAUAAGACAACACGUUUCCUGCAGCCUAACGAAGCUUAUGUCGAAAUAACACAUUCUGGGCUAUGUGGUUCAGACGAGCACUUCUUGAAGUCCGGAAAUGCACUAGGGCACGAGGGCGUGGGAAUCGUCCGACAGUUAGGCAAGGACGUGAAGAACUUGAAACUGGGAGACCGUGUUGGAUUUGGUCUUAUCCACUAUGUAUGUGGAAACUGUGAGCCAUGCUUGACUGGAUGGGACCAAUAUUGCGAGCACAAGAGGCAGUACGGCACUCACGAUCUUGACCUUGGCUCAUUCGGCGAAGGUACUGUUUGGGACUCUAGGUGCUUAGUUCCUAUCCCAGACGGGUACGACUCUGCCGAUGCUGCUCCCCUCAUGUGUGCCGGGGCUACAGUCUGGACUGUCUUGACUGAGUAUGGUAUACGGCCUACGGAUCGUAUUGGUAUUAUGGGGUUAGGAGGUUUGGGCCAUUUGGCCAUCAAGCUCGCUGCGGCAAUGGGCUGCCAUGUCGUGGCCAUCUCCAGAUCGGAUGCUAAGCGUGCGGAGGCAUUACGGUUCGGAGCUUCUGAAUACUACAUCUUUCAACCGGGUGAGGAGCUCAACUUCAAACCUGUGAAGCAUCUGUUGCUUUGUGGAAAUGGUGGUGUUGAUUACGCGUCGUUAGUGUCUCCACGUUUCAUUAACCAGCGGUCUCUCACAAGCUAA
This is a messenger RNA of Penicillium lagena, 756 nucleotides long. RefSeq names its product Polyketide synthase enoylreductase. Gene Ontology annotation, molecular function: zinc ion binding; oxidoreductase activity. The transcript has 2 exons. Lineage: Eukaryota; Fungi; Ascomycota; Eurotiomycetes; Eurotiales; Aspergillaceae. Bases 1 to 756 code for a protein of 251 amino acids. The record is from RefSeq and is a predicted model, not a curated record.